Molecule: messenger RNA, 2736 nt
Organism: Branchiostoma floridae (Florida lancelet)
Lineage: Eukaryota; Metazoa; Chordata; Leptocardii; Amphioxiformes; Branchiostomatidae
Product: neuronal acetylcholine receptor subunit alpha-4-like
Exons: 9
Coding region: 219-2117 (632 amino acids)
Biological process (GO): signal transduction; monoatomic ion transmembrane transport; regulation of membrane potential
Cellular component (GO): postsynaptic membrane; synapse; neuron projection
Molecular function (GO): acetylcholine-gated monoatomic cation-selective channel activity; transmembrane signaling receptor activity
Source: RefSeq, a predicted model, not a curated record
GGUCUGACAAGUAUUCAUUGUGGGUUUAAUGUAAUGUAAGUGCGUGGCACUGACAAUGUUGGUGGCGGUUACUUCUUAAAGUCAGCUGUUCUAUCUAAAUUUGAACAUGUGAGACUCGCACCACGCGGUUCACAGGUCAGAGUUUACGCAUCUUGAAAGGCUGGUAGCUGUUAGCGGAUUGUUAUACGUGGCCAGGAGCACACUGUGUCCCUAACAUAAUGGACGAUCUGAAGGCACUGAUUGCAACAUACAACGAAAAGUUCAUGGCCGGCUUCAAGGCCAACGACAUGAAAGGUCUGGCUGACAUGUACACGGAGGACUGCAAGAUCAUGCCGACAGGAAUGGAAACUAUGAUCGGACGAGAGGGCCCAGUGCAGGUAUUUUCUGAUAUGUGGGACAACGGUGUUAGGGCCAUAGAUAUGGUGAUAGACGAAGUUGGGGCGAUGGGGAGUGACUUCAUCUAUGAGCGGAGCGCCUACACUAUGUUUGCAGAGGACGGUAAAGUAGUUGACGCUGGCAACCCGGACCGGGAGAAUGUGGUCAACAUGCGCGGUGUAACAGUCCUGCUACUGGUGUACGUGACAGGGGGCGUGGCCACGCAGUCGGAAGAGCGGCUGUUCCGGGACCUGUUCAGAGACUACAACAAGUGGAUCCGGCCAGUGGCCAACAUCUCUAACAUUGUCGUGAUCGAGUUCGGCUUGGCCAUCGCUCAACUCCUGGAUGUGGACGAGAAGAACCAGAUUAUGACAACAAAUGUGUGGCUAAAACAGAAAUGGAAGGACAGUAAGCUAUGCUGGGAUCCUGACGAGUACCACGGAGUCAGUGUCAUCCGUGUACCAUCCGACAUGAUCUGGCUACCGGACAUUGUACUAUACAACAACGCUGACGGGAACUACGCCGUCAAGCACAACACCAAAGCCCAGAUCAGCUCGGACGGCAUGGUGACCUGGGAGCCGCCUGCCGUCUACAAGUCCUCCUGCGAGAUCGAAGUCACCUACUUCCCGUUCGACCAACAGAACUGCUCCAUGAAGUUCGGCUCCUGGACGUACGACGGCUUCCAGAUCGACCUGAUGAUGAUGGACGACCACGUGGACCAGGGUGGCUUCUCCGAGAGCGGCGAAUGGGUCAUCAUCGACGCCCCGGGACAGAAGAACAUUAUCAAAUACGAGUGUUGCGAGGAAGUUUACCCAGAUAUUACGUUCUUUUUUGUUAUUCGGAGACUCCCUCUCUUCUACACCAUUAACCUCAUUGUGCCGUGUGCUCUGAUCUCCUUCCUCACAGUCCUGGUCUUCUAUCUCCCCUCCGACUGCGGAGAGAAGAUUACCCUCUGCAUUUCUGUGUUACUCUCUCUGACUGUGUUCCUCCUCCUGAUCACAGAAAUCAUUCCGGCCACUUCGAUCGUAAUCCCCGUCAUUGGAGAAUACCUCCUCUUUACGAUGAUAUUCGUCACCCUCUCUAUUGUGAUCACCGUGUUUGUGUUAAACAUUCACUACCGAUCACCGAGUACCCACCGCAUGCCAGUGUGGGUUCGAAAAAUCUUUAUCGAUAUCCUACCCAGAUUGCUCUGUAUGAAAAGGCCCCAAAAGACGGCCAAGCAGUUGUCAUUCAUGAACGAAUUCCGGGAUGUUAACGGCUUAGAACUAAAAGAAUCUGUAAACUUGGAAGAGAAGCAUAUACACCAUCAUCACCAACCUAAAACCAAAGCUGACGUGUACGAUUACGAGUCAAAAACCCUUCCGAGAAUGACCACGCCCAAAAUGAGGUCCAGGCAUGGGGCCAAGGUCAGCGUAACAAACGUGUCCGGCAACCCCGGUGUGGGUGGCGCCGAAAAAUACAACACGUGCGACUCCCGGCCGUCCCAGUCCCAAGCCAGGGCCCAGUUUCAGUCAUAUCAGUACUCUCCAGAUAUACUAAGGGCGGCCCAGGGUGUCAACUACAUUGCAGAAACCCUUCGAGCCAAGGACGAAGCCGACAGCGUGAACGAAGAUUGGAAGUACGUCGCCAUGGUGAUAGACCGGAUCUUCCUGUGGAUCUUCGUCUCCAUGUGCAUCCUGGGAACGAUCGGGCUGUUCCUCCAGCCGGUGCUAUUCGAAAUCACCGGCCUGAGGUCUUACUAGCAAGGCAAAAACAUGGCGCAGUAACGAACUCUCCUUGGCUAAUGAACCUUGACGUUUGUGCUCCUUAUGGGUAAUUAGGUGCAGACUUGGAGAUAAAAGUGUCGUCUCGUGAGGAACAGGCCGUCUUAUUUCUCGCUUGGAAGAUGGUCAGAAAACCGUAAUAGUAAGUAGCAUCCGGUAGUGCUCUGACGACGUCCUUAGGAACUGAAGCGGCAAGAUCAACAUUCGUUUAACAUGGAACUGUGAACGAGCAGAUGAGUCCCCAGCAGGAUCUAAGUACAACAUCGAUCACAGAACAUCCACCCGUCCUGAUUCAACCAGACCAGCGCCGGUCCGAAUCCACCUGAGUACAGCUGCCCGGGUACAGCCGCCCGGAUCAACCUCCAUGGUACAACCGCCGGGGAUAGCAGCCCGAAUCCACCUACCAGGUACAGCUGCCCGGGAUAGCGACCCGAAUCCACCUCCUGAGUAUAGCCGCCCUGGACAGCGGCCCGAAUCCACCUACCGGGUACAGCCGCCCGGGCACAGCUGCCCGGAUUCACCUCCUGAGUACAGCCGCAAGGGACAGCGGCCCUAAUCCACCUCCUGAGUACAGCUGCCCGGGUACAGCCGCCCGGGA